Pogonomyrmex barbatus (red harvester ant) is the source of this 1606-nucleotide messenger RNA. RefSeq names its product zinc finger MYND-type containing 10 (gene Zmynd10). The record is from RefSeq and is a predicted model, not a curated record. Lineage: Eukaryota; Metazoa; Arthropoda; Insecta; Hymenoptera; Formicidae. Gene Ontology annotation, cellular component: centriolar satellite; cytoplasm. Gene Ontology annotation, biological process: inner dynein arm assembly; outer dynein arm assembly; motile cilium assembly.
AGGUUAAUAAUCGAUUGGGCAGGUGGAUAUACCCAGCUCGUAUCAUAUGUUCAUGUACCAUUAGAGGGCUACAAGAAAUGCUGUUGGUGAAUGAUGAUUAUAGUUAAAGAGAAUCAAAGCCUGAUUCUCUAUAUUUAUAGUGUUAGAAAUCGAUUUAAAAAUUCUGAAAAGAAUGGCAGAUCAGAUGGAAUACAUAAUACCGCCAUGGGAAAUCGAGGCUUACAUGCAAAGUUUAAACAUUUCUGAUCUCGAAAAUAUUGGUACAAAAAGUUGGUUAGAUUUCCAUAAGAAACUGGCGUUAUUAAAUCAGCAGAGCGUACUUGAAAUAACAAAUCUGCGGGAGGAGAGCGUUACGGAAUGGUUUAUCUCAUUAAAGAAAGUUCCUAUUCUUGUACAUGAAGCUAUACAAAUCAAUAUAUGGAAACAUAAGGUGUUUCCACUUUUGAUUAAUCUCAAUGGCGAGCCAACAAACACGUUUAUGUUAUUUAGCAUACUGUAUCAUGAAGUUAUUGUAGUUUCGUUGUUAGAAAAUAUAUUAUUCCAUUGCAAGAGUGCACAAACGAUAGACGACACGGUGAUUGAUCUUAUUGAUUACGGUAUUCAAUAUAUAACGACACUGGCUGAUGGCAAAAUCUUGGAGAUAUAUGAAAGAUCCGAAAUCACAGAUCCUAAUUCUUGCUUGGAAGAAAUAAUAGAGAAACAAAAGACAUUCGAGUUUGAUAUUGGGAUGCGAUGUAUCUCGAUCUUUCAUUAUCUAAUAGAAAUUCUGGACAAUUUACCUCUUUGUGCAGUUUCACGUAUGCUAGCCACACAUGAUGUUCCAUAUUUGUUUGUGCAGCUAAUAGAAAAUCAACCAUGGAAGAAGCAAAAUGAGGAUGGUGAGAUGUUAACGUAUGAAGCUAGCUGGAGAAAAAUUAAAGAAAGUGAAAUUGGAAAAAUUAAUAAGAGAGAAGGACAAGUAUGGUUUGGUUUGCGUGAAUUGCUUCUUAAUCCAAAAUGUGCCCCGUAUUAUGAAAUCACAGAGCAUAAAUUGUCCCAAUUGAUGAAGUUGCAGAGGCACUUGCAUGAGGAUGUACUAGAUCAAAUUGCUCCUUUAAUAGAGCUUAAGCAAUGGUUAUCUUAUUUAAAUAUGUCUCCAGCGAUGCCAUCCACGAACUCAAUCUGUCCGAUUCAUGUAGAAGUUAUACCACAGAUAAAAUCAGCUAUUUUGGAAAAGCAUCAUAAAAAGUGGAAAAAAUUGGCUAGACAUCAGUCCAAAUACCUAUUUACAACAGAUACUGAUUACAUUAAAGACGCAGCACAAAUUUUGAGUGACGUUUACGAUUUAGAUAAGUUGGAUCGUAUAAAAACGAAAAAAUGUUCGUUAUGUCAAGAAACGUCUAAGAAACGAUGUUCCAGAUGCAAAGAAGUCUGGUAUUGCAGCAGAGAAUGUCAAGUGAAAGAUUGGGAAAAUCAUAAAAAAAUUUGCAAUAUGAUAACAGAAGCUAAACAGUAAUAAUAUAUAACAGUAAUAAUAUAUUCAAUAUUUAAGAAUGUCAUGUACUCAUCAAUAUGAACGUUUAACAUGAAUUUCUUUUUAAUUAUAAUAAAAUAUCGUACAAUCGCA